AUGGUUGCCAAGUUUCUUUCCACCCUCCUCGUUGCUCUCGCCCUCUCCAAGGCCGUCCCGGUAAAGGCUUCGCCCUUUGGUCUCUGGGCUCGCGAUGGCUAUGGUUCGUCCUCGUCUGAGGAGUGCACCGAGUGUGAGAUGAAGACUGCGUCCAGCACGGAGUGUACGGAAUGUGAGAUGAAGACUGCCUCCACCACGGAGGAGUGCACGGAAUGUGAGAUGAAGACGUCGUCUUGUGUCCCUCAAACCGAGACGGUUACAACUACCUGUUACGCGACUGAGUCGACUGCGUAUACCAUCUGGCAGUCUGUCAUCAUUCCCGAGACGGUUACCACCACUUGCUACUCCACCGAGACCGAGACCUUGCCCGCCAAGUCCUACACCGAGGAGAUCACCGAGACCACUACUUGCACUUACACGACGACCGAAAUCGUUCCCACCACGUCGAUCUCGACCUGUACUUACACCACGACCGAGUACUCUCAGCUCCCCGCCAAGACAUCGAUCGAAGAGGAGUUUAUCACGGUUACCACGACGUGUUACAGCACGGAGACCAGCUCCUACCCGGUGACAUCGAUCUCGACUUGUACGUACACUACGACCGAGUACUCUCAACUCCCCGCCAAGACGUCAAUCGAGGAGGAGUUUAUCACUGUUACCACGACAUGCUACAGCACUGAGACUCAGAUGUUCCCUGUCACGUCAGUCUCGACAUGCUACGUCACGUCCACCGAAUACCAAGAGGUGACAUACAUCUCGACUUGCUACGUCACGGAAACUGCUUUGUACCCCGUCACAUCUAUCUCGACUUGUACCUACACGACGACGGAGAUGGUUCCCGUUACGUCGAUUUCGACUUGUACUUUUACCGAAACUACCACGGAGAGCUGCACGCCUACCACCACCGAGUGUACCGAGUGUGAGAUGAAGACGUCGAGCACCGAGUGCACGGAGUGUGAGAUGAAGACGUCGAGCACCGAGUGUACCGAGUGUGAGAUGAAGACGUCGAGCACUGAGUGCACGGAGUGUGAGGCGAAGACGUCGAGCACUGAGUGUACCGAGUGUGAGGCGAAGACUGCUACGUCGACUUGCGAGGAGUGUGAGUCCGCGACUGGUUACUAA
This is a messenger RNA of Saitoella complicata NRRL Y-17804, 1122 nucleotides long. RefSeq lists its product as uncharacterized. The transcript has a single exon. NCBI's taxonomy places the organism in Eukaryota, Fungi, Ascomycota, Saitoellomycetes, Saitoellales, Saitoellaceae. Bases 1 to 1122 code for a protein of 373 amino acids. The record is from RefSeq and is a predicted model, not a curated record.